Carassius carassius (crucian carp) is the source of this 2350-nucleotide messenger RNA. RefSeq names its product brain-specific angiogenesis inhibitor 1-associated protein 2-like protein 2. Gene Ontology annotation, biological process: positive regulation of actin filament polymerization; actin filament bundle assembly; plasma membrane organization. The coding region runs from base 532 to 1785 and encodes 417 amino acids. The transcript has 14 exons. Gene Ontology annotation, molecular function: protein binding. The record is from RefSeq and is a predicted model, not a curated record. Gene Ontology annotation, cellular component: nucleoplasm; cytosol. NCBI's taxonomy places the organism in Eukaryota, Metazoa, Chordata, Actinopteri, Cypriniformes, Cyprinidae.
UAUUUUAUACAUUUCAAAAUCAUUAUAUAUUAUACAUUUUAUAUUUUAUUAAAAUGAAAAUAUGCCGUGCGAUGAUGCUUAUUGGGGAUAAUGAUGGGAAUAAGCUGUUGAAGAAUAUAACUGCUUUCUAAGCACAAGCAAGUAUAAAACACUUUUGGGGGUUACAGUGAAAAAGUGCCACAUGCAAACAUGUAAAGGUAAUAAAGGCUUUAGGUUUCUGAUCACUGCACUGAGAAAAAAAAUGCACAAAUAGGGGCUUUUCAACACCAGUCCUGUCUCCUAUCACAGGUGGGCAGUGUUUAUGGCAGGUGUCUCAGUCACAUUUUUAUUACUCUGCGCUGUUCAAUAAAUCACAGGCCAUACGGGUGACAAUCUCUCUCUCUCUGUCUCUCACACACAAACACACACACUCACAAGCGGAACGAGACAGGAGAGGACACAGAAGACGAAGGGGAGACAGCAGUGGGUCAUCUGUCAGUCUGGUUGUUUGUUGUUUAGUCAGUGGAUGUUUUUUAUUUGUUUCAGAUCAGGAUGUCAGGACAAAACAGUGAUCAACUGCACCGCUCCACUCUGGCCAUUUAUACGAGCAUAAUGGAGCAGUUUAACCCCAGCCUGCAGAGACUGGUGGCACUGGGAAACAGCUACGUUCAGGCUUUCCAAGCUCUUGCCGUCACCAGUGAGGCUUAUUUCAGUGCUCUGUCUAAGAUGGGUGAACAGGCCAUGCAGACUGUGUCAUCGCCUUUGCUGGGUGAUGUUUUGAUCCAGAUCUCAGACAGUCAGAGGAGACUCACCAAUGAGCUGGAGGGAGUGUUCUGCUGGUUCCACUCCGAGGUCCUUCGAGAGAUGGACAACAAUGUCAGACUGGAUAAAGAAUACAUAUUGAGCAGCAGGAGGCGCUAUGAGAUGGAAGUGAGAAACCAGGCAACGGCACUGGAGAGACAGAUGAGGCGGGGGGUCCCACAGGAUGGCAGCGAAUAUGUGCACUUUCUCAGAGAGUGUCAGAAAGAGGCGUUAAAGGAGGAAGAAAGAAGAUAUCGAUUCCUGGCGGAGAAACACAGCGGAUUCAUCCAGUCUGUUGCAUAUCUCAUGAACAAGACAGGGGGUGGCCUGCAAAACAGAGCAGAGGGGUGGAAAGAUCUGGUGAAUCACACAAGAGAAUCCCGUCCAUGCACUCCAUCACGACUGGAGGACAACAUUCUUGAUGUUAACCGCUGGGCAGAGCAACCACUGGGCACGGUUCCCUCUAGAGGCCCCUCCCCUCAGCCCAGUCAUUCCAACUCCGUCUCAGGAUUGGCCGGAGGCAGAGUGAUGCGAGCACUGGUGCCUCACCCUCCCUCUGCAAACUCCACCCUCCUGCCGUUCUCCCGAGAGGAAACCAUCACUCUUCUCAUUAAAGAGCCGAGGAACGGCUGGCUGUUCGGCCGCUCUGAUAGCUCUGGACGGCAAGGCUGGUUCCCAGCUGCUUACGUGGGCCCCAUGGAUGAACCACCUGGAACCCCUGAUUCAAGUGGCAGCUCUUUCAGACGCAGCAGCAGUAUGAGUAACCUCCUCGACCAACCCGUGAACAGAAGCCAACUAACAGCUCCGCCUGUACCUCCGCCACCACCGCCAGCUCCGUCAUCCAGAUCCAGCAGUUCCCGGCCGGUCACUCCCACCCCUUCAGAAAACAGAAUUCAAGAUAACUACAAUUCUCGACCACAGCUUUUUCCAAGAGGAACAAAUCCAUUUGCCACUGUAAAGCUGAAACCCACCAAAAUCAAUGACAGAUCAGCUCCACGCAUAUGAAUAAUAUUUGUUCACCAGCUAAUCAGUGCUGCACAUUUUACUGUACAUUGUUCAGCCAUUUUCAAAAACAUUAAUUUUCCAGUGUAAUCAGUAUAAAGCGUCACAUUUAAGACAAUGCAACUCAACAAUGAUCAACACUAGUCUUUAAAAGUCCAUUAAAGCAGGUAGUUAAUAUAAUGUACCUUUACCUUCAGCCUGUUGGAGGGUCUCUUUUAUAUAUAAUGACCUCAUAAAUAUCUGGGCACUUAAGUCACACUUAAAAUGUAUGAAUUUCAUGAUGUGGCAUAUUCAAACAAACACUGUGGAUUUAGUAGAUGUGUGAAGUCAGUUAUAUUAUACACAGGUAUAGUUCAUCUUAUUAACUAUGAACAUGUUGAACUGAAAACUUAUGAAACCUGACAAACAUAACUUGUGUCUUGAAAUGUGUCAAAUGUCCACUUUGGUUUGAUAUUUUGUCAUAUAAUGGAAUGACAUUCUUAAAUGUGGCUUGUAUGUCCAAAUAUUAGUUCAUUUCUGUGUAUUUUAAAACAUGACAACACUUCCUGGCUUUUCUUGUCCUGUGUCC